Molecule: messenger RNA, 840 nt
Organism: Guyanagaster necrorhizus
Lineage: Eukaryota; Fungi; Basidiomycota; Agaricomycetes; Agaricales; Physalacriaceae
Product: NAD(P)-binding protein
Exons: 6
Coding region: 1-840 (279 amino acids)
Molecular function (GO): nucleotide binding
Source: RefSeq, a predicted model, not a curated record
AUGGGCGACCACUCCGAGCGGAAAACCGUGGGCGGGCGUGUGGCCAUUGUCGGCACUGGAAGUCGUGCAGCGAUGUUCGUCCGGGGUAUCGCUGAGCGUCCUGCCAGUGCUGUGGUUGCUAUCCUUGAGCCCAACUCUAUUCGCGCAGCGUAUUAUAACGACCCCCUGAAGUCUUUGGGCUCCCCGACUAUUCCUGUAUAUAAACCGGAACAGUUCAAAGUCAUGCUCAAGGAGGAAAGAGUGGAUACCAUCGUUGUCAUUUGUAUAGACGCCUUACACCAGCUAUAUAUCAUUCCAGCGCUGGAGGCUGGAGUUCGGGUACUUACCGAGAAGCCUAUGACCACCGAUGCCGACAAGUGCCGCGCCAUCCUGGAAACUGUGCAAAGAACCGAUCGUCAUCUGACCGUUGCCUUCAAUUACCGGCAUCGACAGAAGGGUAAUUCUGGCGGUCUGAUGGUGCACAAAUCUGGCCAUCACUUCGAUCUCGUGAACUGGUGGAUUGAUUCAGAACCGGAAACUGUCGUUGGUAUGGGUAAGACCGCGUUCUAUGCUCGUGGUAACGACGAAGCUAGGAAAGAUCAUUUCGCCAUGCAUAUGGAGAUGGACAACACUGCGCAGAAGCUUUAUGCGGAAGCUGAGAGUGAGGACGGUUAUCAUCGUGAUAUGAAGGUCUUCGGGCCUGACAUAGCUAUCGAGGACGACAUGAGCGUCAUGGUGCGCUACGAGUCCGGUGCCGCCCUGACAUACUACUUGACCACCUAUUCCCCAUGGGAAGGAUAUCGUGUAAUGUUCAACGGUUCUGAGGGUCGCCUCGAACUCGAUGUCGUCGGAUUCACUUAA